This is a messenger RNA of Paramecium tetraurelia, 339 nucleotides long. RefSeq lists its product as uncharacterized. NCBI's taxonomy places the organism in Eukaryota, Ciliophora, Oligohymenophorea, Peniculida, Parameciidae. The record is from RefSeq and is a predicted model, not a curated record. The transcript is spliced from 2 exons.
AUGAUUGAUGGAGAUGAAUAGAAGAAAAUGGAAAACGAGGGAUCAUAUGGAUAUUUUACAAUUUUAGCAGUUAAGUUUACAUCGUCUGAACAAUAAAUUGAUAGGUUGAUAUUGAUAUUUAACUUAAGAAAUUAUAACACUCUAAUAAAGUUUUACACUGACAAAGAAUAUCAGCAAGGAGACAGCUAGGAAAAUCUCAAUAAAACCAAUGAAGCCUACAAAAUAAUCAAGGACGAGAAGGCCAGAGAAUCCUAUAUGCACAAAUUAAUGAUUAGAUGUUACUUAAGCCAACCUUUCGAUUUGAUUUUGCCAAAUAAACAAAGUAUGGUCGUCUAUUGA